CCCAGAAGAAAUCAUGUUUAUCUGGCGUCGUCCAAAAGCAACGUCUGCAGUGUUAUUUCUCGUCAAUCGCUAUGUCGCCGUGCUCGGCAAUAUCCUUGUCCUAAUGAGCACUUUCCUACCCGUUUCAACUGAGAGGUUUCAACUUUGCUUCAAUAUUUACCAUUUUACUCAUCGAAGACUUAGCUGUUGGAAAUAUGUGAUGGUCGUGCAUGUGUUACGUGUUUUCCAACAAGUCUUCACUUGCUUCACAUUGACUCUUCGCACUUGUGCUCUCUAUGGGUACCGCAGGCGCCUGCUUAUAUGGAUGGGGAUUAUCGGCUUUACUCUUGUGGCAGGAGUGAUCUUAGCGAGAGCUUACAGUUAUAUCUCGGUAAAUAGUGCGAUCGGCGGCGGCGGCUGCUAUGAAACAUACCCAACAACAUCAUCUAUCCAUUCUGGGAUCGCUUGGAUAAUGAUGUUUAUCUAUGAAUUACUCAUUUUUAUCCUCACAGUCUUCAGGACUUGGAAAACUAGGGGAUUGCCGCGGUUCUCCCUCAUAUCCAGGAGAGAUAUCCUUGAUGUCAUAUUCCACGAUGGUGUAAUGUACUUUGCAGGGGUGACAUUAGUCAAUUUACCCAACAUUCUGACGUACUUCUGUGGUCCAGUGAGCACAUCCGCAUGGUUUCACCAGGUUGACUAUUUCCUAACGAUUUGCAAGGAUAUCAUCAGAGGCUGCCUGGGUCCAUUUACUACUUGCAUGUCUGCCACUCUCAUCUCUCGCCUGAUGCUCAACCUGCACGGGUGUGUUGACACUGGCAUCUUUUCUACCCCUGCCGAGAUCAGCCCCGAUAUUCUUACCACCAGGGUCGACGUAGAGUUUACGGUUUCCUCAGACCGUUGGUAGGCUGGUACUGGAUUCCGUUUAUGGAUGCGAAGUGUCGUUGGAAGUUAAGAAGUGUUCUUUGAGUCUUUUUCUUGAACGCAGCAUGGUAUGCGGGCUCGAUAUCUAUGUAGAAACGGCUCAUUUACUGUGUGUAGUGACUUGUUACCAUUCCGAAGUAGAUUGGUUCCCAACAGGGUCGAGUCCCUGAACAUGUCAAAUUGAUUACUGAUCACUGGCUA
Suillus discolor is the source of this 1101-nucleotide messenger RNA. RefSeq lists its product as uncharacterized. NCBI's taxonomy places the organism in Eukaryota, Fungi, Basidiomycota, Agaricomycetes, Boletales, Suillaceae. Bases 14 to 883 code for a protein of 289 amino acids. The record is from RefSeq and is a predicted model, not a curated record. The transcript has 10 exons.